AAAGAGUAUUUCCUGGCUUCGUAUCCAUGGAAGCGUCUUUGAGGAUGAGAGCAUGAAACUGCGGCAGCUGAAACUAGAAAAUCAGAGAGCUCUCCUGGAGAAGAAGCAAAGGAAGAAACGCCUUGAUCCCCUGAUGGUUCAGCCAAAUCCUGAGGCAAAGCUGCGUAGGUCAAAGCCCAAAGGGUGCGAGGAGCAGGCUCCUUUAGUAGAAAACCCAAUUCCUUUCUGCAGUGAGGCUCCAUUACGUGGCAUUGAUGGACCAGCUGCUUUCCUGAAAUCCGAAGUGCAAGAUUUAGGGAGCAAACUCCAAGCUCUCUCUGCUGGAUCUUCCAUAACAGAAGACAACGCAGAUCAGGAAAAUGAUGGAGAGGCCCUUACAGAAACAUCAGGCAAGCCAGAUCUGCAAGAACUCCUACAGAAACGGGGAAUUUCAGGCAGUUUGAAUUUUGAUGAGGAAGACACAGAAGAGGAUGAAGAAACUAGUAAGAGGCCAUGUCCUGAAUCUGAGAGACCUAGUUCUGCAAGCAGCCUGAAAUCUUCUGCAGAAACAGGUGCUUCCUGUACUCCAGCCCCUCAGGCAGAUGCACAGCUGGGAGAGGUGGAGAACUUGGAGGACUUUGCAUUAAGUCCAGCGCCCCGUGGUGUUACCAUCAAAUGUCGAAUCACUAGGGAUAAGAAGGGAAUGGAUCGGGGCUUCUUCCCUACUUAUUACAUGCAUCUGGAAAGGGAUGACAACAGAAAGACGUUCCUCCUGGCAGGGCGAAAGCGGAAAAAGAGCAAAACAUCAAAUUACCUCAUAUCAGUUGACCCAACUGACUUAUCUCGGGAAGGGGAAAGUUUCAUCGGAAAACUCAGGUCAAACCUCAUGGGGACUAAAUUUACAGUCUAUGAUCAUGGAGUUAACCCAGUCAAGGCACAAGGUCUAGUGGAAAAGGCUCACACUCGACAGGAGCUUGCAGCCAUUUGUUAUGAAACCAAUGUGUUAGGAUUCAAGGGUCCCAGGAAGAUGUCUGUGAUCAUUCCAGGAAUGAAUAUGAAUCAUAAGCGAAUCCCAAUCCGGCCACAAAGUGAGCAUGAGAGUCUGCUAUCAAAGUGGCAAAGCAAAAACUUGGAGAACCUCAUUGAGCUGCACAACAAAGCUCCAGUCUGGAAUGAUGAUACUCAGUCUUAUGUGUUGAACUUCCACGGGAGAGUCACCCAGGCCUCAGUGAAGAACUUCCAGAUUGUCCACGACAACGACCCUGACUACAUUGUGAUGCAGUUUGGCCGCGUAGCAGAAGAUGUGUUCACUCUGGACUAUAACUAUCCUCUCUGCGCUCUCCAGGCCUUUGCCAUCGGGCUCUCCAGCUUUGAUAGUAAACUGGCCUGUGAAUGAGCGAGGCGGCCGAGCCGAGCCGCGGAGCUGCCUGCCACCCCUGCAGCUGCUGCCUGCGCUCCCGGCGGAGUGAGGAGAAGUGCCCUGAGGGUGGAAGGGAACUGGAGGACCAACUUCCGCAGGCUCAGCGGAAAGCAAAUUGCCACCCCAAGGGCACCGUGGUAGUUGACACUAGGUUGGCUGGGGAGACUGUCCCGAGACGGAGCAUUCCUUGUGUGUAUUAUGGAAGGAGAAGGCAUGUGCAUAAUGGUUUGGGUGCCGGGAUUAAUCCCGCUUCCAGAACCUCAAAGCAGACGUUGCAUUAGGGCAGGCGAAGGUAUUUGGGCCACUAAUUGGAACCUGUUCAGUUUGGAUGAGAAGAAUAGUGGUUUAAUGCCCAGGGACCUCGGAUCUUCACUAGUACCCCUGGAGUUGAUGCUGCUGAUGUGGCUCUCAGAUCCUGGAGAGAUUAAUUCAGGAAUAGGAGGAUAGUUAUGGCAUGGAUUCUGUUUUGCUCUGUGUGUUUGUAAUCUUGCUGUCUGUUACAACACUCAGAGAAAGAAAUGGAAGGGUUCAGCUGAUGCCUCUGCAAUUGUAGGCAGUUUUCAGCCAAGAAAGAGCUGGAGCAAGACACUGGUUUUAAUAAUCCACUUCUCUCUUUAUGAAGAACAAUUCUUUGUUACGGCUGAUGGUCAGGUUUACUUUCACUCUUCUAAUGGCUCCAUAUCCCUCGACAAUCUUAACAAAUUAAAAAGGAUCAGAACUCAAAUAGUCCCUUCGUAGUUGGUGAUACCCAUCUAAGUUAUAUGGGGAUAUCCACAUAGCCCUUCAUUUUGUUGUUCUUAACUACUUGAGAAUUAGAUUGAAGAGAUGAUGGAAUCUGACUGAAUGUAGCUGAAAGUUGUAUUGU
Messenger RNA from Nothoprocta perdicaria, 2264 nucleotides. It is a transcript of the gene TULP3, whose product is annotated as tubby like protein 3. Gene Ontology annotation, cellular component: cilium. NCBI's taxonomy places the organism in Eukaryota, Metazoa, Chordata, Aves, Tinamiformes, Tinamidae. The record is from RefSeq and is a predicted model, not a curated record. The transcript has 11 exons. The annotation marks the transcript as partial. Gene Ontology annotation, biological process: protein localization to cilium.